AUGAUCCAACGAAGCAUCUUCCGAAGCUCAAGAGCGCUGAGCUCGCGAGUACAAUCCCAGUCCGCCGCCGCCGCCUUCCGCCAACAGUCUCCCUUCCUCACACGACCAUCCACAUCAGCACCAUCGAUAUCGCGGACGGCGUCGAGAUGGUAUUCCGACGCCGCGGAGGCGAAGCAGGAACAAGCCAGCAACGGAACGGAGGCAAAGACAAACGGGGACGCACAACCAGCGGCGAAUGCAGCGGAAACCGAGAAGCUGCGGACAGAGCUCGAGGCGAAGAACAAGGAAGUCGUAGACCUUAAGGACAAAUACCUCCGCUCCGUCGCCGACUUCCGCAACCUCCAAGAGCGCACCAAGCGCGAAAUCGCCUCGGCCAAAGACUUCGCGCUCUCCCGCUUCGCCAAGGACCUGGUCGAGUCCGUCGACAACCUGGACCGCGCCCUGCUGACGGUGCCGGCCGCGUCGCUGCGGCCCGAGAACAAGGAUCUCGUGACGCUGCACGACGGGCUGAAGAUGACGGAGACGAUCCUGAUGCAGACGCUCAAGAAGCACGGCCUGGAGCGCUUCGAUCCGAGCGUCGAGAAGGAGAGGUUCGAUCCGAACGUGCACGAGGCGGUGUUCAUGGCGCCGCAGCAGGGGAAGGAGGAUGGGACGGUGUUUUUCACGCAGCAGAAGGGGUUUUUGCUUAAUGGGAGGGUGUUGAGGGCGGCGAAAGUCGGUGUUGUGAAGAACGAGUAA
Coniosporium apollinis CBS 100218 is the source of this 738-nucleotide messenger RNA. RefSeq lists its product as uncharacterized. Lineage: Eukaryota; Fungi; Ascomycota; Dothideomycetes. Gene Ontology annotation, biological process: protein folding; protein import into mitochondrial matrix. Gene Ontology annotation, cellular component: PAM complex, Tim23 associated import motor. Gene Ontology annotation, molecular function: protein homodimerization activity; adenyl-nucleotide exchange factor activity; protein-folding chaperone binding. Bases 1 to 738 code for a protein of 245 amino acids. The transcript has 3 exons. The record is from RefSeq and is a predicted model, not a curated record.